AUGGAGCUGCCGGCGGUGGCGGCAGCGACGGCGGCGGCGGGCAGCGAGGGCGGCGGGGCGUCGGGCUCGGGGCCAUCGGGCGGCAGGAGGCCCCCACGGGUGUCGGGGGGCCCGGCCGGCGGCUCGCGGCAGCCCAGCGUGGAGGCCCUGGACAGUCCUACAGGCUCACAUGUUGAAUGGUGUAAACAGCUUAUAGCUGCUACAAUUUCUAGUCAGAUUUCAGGUUCAGUGACAUCAGAAAAUGUUUCCAGAGAUUACAAGGAGAUUCAGGAAGAACACAAUGGCUACCCUUCUGAUGCUGAAGCUGAUCAGGCUCUACGGGAUGGAAAUAAGCUGGCACAAAUGGAAGAAGUACCACUAUUUCCAGGAGAAUCAAUUAAAGCCAUUGUGAAAGAUGUCAUGUAUAUCUGCCCAUUUAUGGGAGCAGUGAGUGGAACCCUGACAGUGACCGACUUCAAGAUGUACUUCAAAAAUGUCGAGAGGGAUCCACAUUUCAUCCAGGAUGUUCCCCUGGGAGUAAUAAGCAGAGUUGAGAAGAUUGGGGCCCAGAGCCAUGGAGACAACUCUUGUGGCAUUGAGAUUGUGUGCAAGGAUAUGAGGAAUUUGCGACUUGCAUAUAAACAGGAAGAGCAGAGUAAAUUGGGGAUAUUUGAAACUCUCAACAAACAUGCCUUUCCUCUUUCCACUGGGCAGACACUAUUUGCAUUCAACUAUAAAGAAAAAUUUCCAACCAAUGGAUGGAAAGUUUAUGAUCCUAUAUCUGAAUACAAGAGACAGGGCUUGCCAAAUGAGAGCUGGAGAAUAUCCAAAGUGAACAGUAAUUAUGAGCUGUGUGAUACCUACCCAGCCAUCAUUGUUGUUCCCACCAGUGUAAAAGAUGAUGACCUUUCCAAAGUAGCAGCCUUUCGAGCAAAAGGCAGAGUCCCUGUGCUGUCAUGGAUUCAUCCAGAAACUCAGGCAACGAUUACACGAUGCAGCCAGCCACUUGUGGGUCCCAAUGAUAAGCGCUGCAAAGAAGAUGAAAAAUACUUGCAAACAAUAAUGGAUGCCAAUGCACAGUCCCACAAACUCAUCAUCUUUGAUGCCCGGCAGAACAGUGUUGCUGACACCAACAAGGCCAAGGGUGGGGGCUAUGAAAGCGAAAGUGCCUACCCCAAUGCUGAGCUGGUGUUCCUAGAGAUUCACAACAUCCAUGUGAUGCGGGAGUCACUGCGCAAGCUAAAGGAGCUCGUGUACCCGGCCAUCGAUGAGACUCGGUGGCUGUCCAGUGUCGAUGGUACACACUGGCUGGAGUACAUACGGAUGCUUCUGGCUGGAGCAGUACGGAUUGCAGACAAAAUAGAAUCUGGGAAAACAUCGGUGGUAGUGCACUGCAGUGACGGUUGGGACCGCACGGCCCAGCUGACAUCACUGGCUAUGUUGAUGCUGGACAGUUACUACCGCACCAUUAAAGGCUUUGAGACUCUCAUAGAAAAGGAGUGGAUAAGCUUUGGACACAGCUUUGCACUGCGUGUGGGCCACGGCAAUGACAACCAUGCAGAUGCUGACCGCUCGCCGAUAUUUCUACAGUUUAUUGACUGUGUUUGGCAAAUGACAAGACAGUUCCCCUCAGCCUUUGAGUUCAACGAGUUGUUGUUGGUCACCAUCCUGGACCACCUCUAUAGCUGUCUCUUUGGGACCUUCCUGUGCAACUGUGAAAAGCAGCGGUUCAAAGAGGAUAUACAUACAAAGACUGUGUCUUUAUGGUCUUACAUCAAUAGCCAGCUAGAUGAAUUUUCUAACCCCUUCUUUGUGAAUUAUGAGCACCACGUCUUAUAUCCGGUUGCUAGUGUGAGUCACUUGGAAUUGUGGGUAAACUAUUAUGUGCGAUGGAACCCACGGAUGAGGCCUCAGGUGCCAAUCCACCAGAACCUGCGGGAGCUGCUAGCCGUGCGUGCUGAGCUGCAGAAGCGCGUGGAGGAACUGCAGCGGGAGGCAGCUACACGCGCCUCAUCCUCACCUGAGCGCUCAUCACCUUCACAGCCCGUCACCCCAGUGCACACUUCAGUGUGAUACCCUGGGACCCUGCAGGAGCACUGGGCCCUGUGCCCCCUACACCUGGCACUGCCCGCCCAGAUGACAGCUCCCCGUGUUGUCACGUGCUUCUUGUGUUGUGAACGCACCUCACCUGGCCUGGUGCUUGGGGACCUGGAAUUCCAGGGUGCUGGCGGCAGGGGAUCCCCGAUAUAGGGUGGCAGGAAUGAUGUCUGCACGUGCUCUUCCGCAACUGUGCCCGGAGAAGUGUCGGGUGCAACCUGCUGGGGUUUCCUAGUCUUCCACACACUAAGGAUGGCCUGGACCUUUUCCCCAGCUCCCUCACUUCAGGUGGUACGUUUGCCUCUGGGCCUUGAAGGGGCUACACUGAUGCCCCCCAAAACUGGUACAGUGCCCGAGGUGGCCGGGCACUUCAUGGCAAGUGCGGGUGAACCCAGAGUCUGACGACAUGGGCCAGGCCCAUGUGAAGAGGAGGCUCAGGCCUUCCUGUGUUUGUGCAUGUUCGGAACAGCACAGCAUGCUCGGGCCCUGGUUUCCCCAUCCCAUCUCUUCCCCCAUUGUGUGCUGCUGCAGCUCCCCAAGAGCCAAGCUCUUGGCUGCGUGGCCUGGGGAAGUGGUGCCUCCACCCUAGUUUUCAAAUGGAUUUUUCAGAGUUUUUUUUAAACAAAGAUGUUUUUUCAACUUGGAAUCUUCUGGUUCUUAUAGCAAUUUUUCUGGUCUAAAUACUUAUUUACUCAAGCUCAUUUGAUACCCUACAAUGCUUCAUUUUUAUCAUCUGAGGGCUUGGUUUCUAAAUCCUAGUUUGAGGUCACCUUGGCUUAUUUUGAACUUCUCACUGAUAUGGAUUUCCACAGCAAUAGUGGUUCUUUCCCGUCCCCCUGCCUCCUCCCCCCAAACUGCGCCCAGUUGCAUUAGGAAGAUGAUCCUGGUGUGGCUGGGACAAGGCUCUUGAGAGGACCAGGAGAAAGUGGCCUUAGGCUGGCCGAGGUAGGUACCCCUGGGGUGCCCUCACACCUCGCAGCAUCCUGCUGGUCCCUUUCUGGCCUGCGGACGCACAGGCAGACCUUCAACCCCCAACUCGAGUUCUGGAACCUGAGCACUUCUUGUUUUCCAUUUUCCUGAAGUGUACGACAGUAUGCACCUGUUCCAUUCCGAGUUUUCCGAGCUGCCAUGAUACUGUAUUUGCCUCAGCCGAUGCACUGUAUCUCCCUGUAAUUAAAGGACCGUGUUUUCCCUGUG
Molecule: messenger RNA, 3273 nt
Organism: Suncus etruscus (white-toothed pygmy shrew)
Lineage: Eukaryota; Metazoa; Chordata; Mammalia; Eulipotyphla; Soricidae
Gene: MTMR1
Product: myotubularin related protein 1
Exons: 16
Coding region: 1-2052 (683 amino acids)
Biological process (GO): phosphatidylinositol dephosphorylation
Molecular function (GO): phosphatidylinositol-3,5-bisphosphate 3-phosphatase activity
Source: RefSeq, a predicted model, not a curated record